CGGAAACUGGAUGCUGAAUUUGCAACCUAUCCAUUCAUCAAUUGUGCCUACUUGUUCACAGAGGUUCCUCGGCGUGGAGCCACACGUGUUGCUCCCAGUCAGCUUGCCCGGAAACGGGAGAAGUUGCGCUGCCUGCUUCACUAUUUUCAUCGGGUCACCGAAAUCACACCUACCGGUACGGUUACAUUCACACGUCGACGAUUGGCCGGUUUUACUCCAGAUUGGUCCAGCAGUACCCGUUCCUUUGACCAACUCCGGAUUCACGUGAACGCCCAAGGUACAAUCGAAGAUUCCGGCCCGUGCACCAUUCACGUGGAUUUCGCAAAUCGUUAUCUCGGUGGAGGGGUUCUGAACCGGGGCUGUGUUCAGGAGGAAAUCAUGUUCAUGCUCCAACCGGAAUUGAUUGCCUCUUGUCUGUUUAUCGAGCGGCUGGCGGACGACGAGACUGUUAUCAUCGAGGGUACAGAGCAGUACUCUACUCAUUCGGGUUAUGGCAACACGUUUCGUUGGGCUGGUGAUUUUCAGCAGUCCAGCUCAAAUAUCACUCGUGAUGAAUGGGGUCGUUGGAAACGAACAGUGGUGGCGAUGGAUGCCACUUCGUUCUCCAUCCGGGAUGAUCAAUUCGAACCAGAAAAAAUGCUGCGCGAGUUGAACAAGGCAUAUUGCGGUUUCUGUGAUAAUUUGGCGCCUCAUCGUAAACUUCCCUCCGUCGUGGCUACUGGUAAUUGGGGCUGUGGUGCGUUUCGGGGCAAUGUUUAUCUGAAAGCUCUGCUUCAGAUGAUGGCUUGUUGUCAAGCUGGCAAAUCCAUGGCGUACUACACGUUUGGUGAUGUGGACUUGCGUGACAAACUUGAUGGGUGGGGCCGUUGGAAACGAACAGUGGUGGCUAUGGACGCCACUUAUUUCUCGAAAUCCAGUGAUCAAUUCGAACCGGAAAAAUUGCUACGCGAGUUGAACAAGGCAUAUUGCGGUUUCUGUGACGAUUUGGCACCUCAUCGUCAACUACCCUCCAUAGUGGCCACUGGGAAUUGGGGCUGCGGUGCGUUUCGAGGAGAUGUUUAUCUGAAAGGCCUGCACACGGAGCCGAUCAACAGUCGUAUAUGUAUGAAGGAACAAGUAACGGGUCUCUGGAAGCUACAGUUCACUUCAGCUUGA
Molecule: messenger RNA, 1155 nt
Organism: Echinostoma caproni
Lineage: Eukaryota; Metazoa; Platyhelminthes; Trematoda; Plagiorchiida; Echinostomatidae
Source: the annotation of a GenBank genome assembly